Messenger RNA from Cataglyphis hispanica, 2480 nucleotides. RefSeq names its product CLIP domain-containing serine protease HP8-like. The record is from RefSeq and is a predicted model, not a curated record. Lineage: Eukaryota; Metazoa; Arthropoda; Insecta; Hymenoptera; Formicidae. The coding region runs from base 145 to 1353 and encodes 402 amino acids. The transcript has 3 exons. Gene Ontology annotation, molecular function: serine-type endopeptidase activity. Gene Ontology annotation, biological process: proteolysis.
UGGCUCCGGUUACUUUAUCAUGAGCAUCACCGUCAGUUAAUAUCCUGGUCUUCGGCACGAAGGCAUAAAACGUAAGGAGCUGCGCGUGAUCGUGCGAGUCCUUGCUGUUAAAGUGUACUGUGAUUGUCUCUUAAAACAUUGUUGAUGGCAAAGUUGAAUAAUUUAUCGAGGAUGCCGACGUCGGUUUCAAGAUUCCUCAACUUACUGGCAUUACUGAUUGUCAGUAUCAAUGCGCAAAAUUCGCGAACGGACUGCAGAGUUGACGGCCAGGUAGGCGCGUGUAUAUCUGCUCGCGAAUGCCCGAUGGUGUCCACCAUCCUGCAGCAAUCGCGCGAUCAAGCGAUCACGUACCUGAGGCGCAAUCAUUGCGGCUUCGAAGGUAUGAAUCCGCUGGUGUGCUGCAUAGGCAAUGCAAAUAUCAACAUCCGUCCUAGCGAAACCAUAAUAAAUCCCGGAUCCACCCCGGGAUGGAAUUCGCAGCCAUCUAGCUCGCCACUUAACGAGAACAUCCAGGUAAAUUUAGCGGACAAUCCGUUGCUGCCGAGCGACUGCGGCCGAGAUCUGUCACAGAGAAUCGUGGGCGGCGAACGCACCGAGCUCGGCGAGUUCCCUUGGAUGGCGUUAUUGGAGUAUCAGAAACCCAACGGUAGGACGACAGCGUGCGGCGGUGUCCUGAUCAAUAAGCGCUACAUCCUCACCGCCGCCCAUUGCAUCAAGGGCAAGGAUCUGCCGUCCAACUGGCGGCUGACCAGCGUUCGUCUGGGCGAGUACGACACCGACACCGAGCGCGAUUGCGUGCCUGAUAGCGAAGACAGCGUGGUGUGUGCUGAUGAUACCGUCACCGUAGGCGUGGAGGAACAAAUCGCUCAUGAGGAAUACCGGCCGCUGUCACGGGACCAACGUUAUGACAUCGCGCUGUUGCGUCUCAGUCGAGAUGUAUCGUUCACCAACUUCAUCAAACCCAUCUGUUUGCCGUCCAACACGUCGCUCAACGGCAAACUCGUCGUAGCCGGUUGGGGCAAGACGGAGACCCGCUCGGCGUCCAACGUCAAGCUAAAGCUGGCGUUGCCGCUAGCGGAUAAGGAACAAUGCGAUCAGACCUACAGCAACGCCGGUAUCCAGCUGGGCUACGGACAGAUUUGCGCGGGCGGUCAGAAGGGCAAGGACUCGUGUCGGGGCGACUCAGGAGGUCCUCUUAUGUCCGUCGAGAGAAUCGCCGAUGGCACCGGCAGAUGGGCCGCCGUGGGCGUUGUGUCCUUUGGACCAUCGCCAUGCGGCAUGCAGGGCUGGCCCGGUGUCUACACCAGAGUGAUAGACUUCGUUCCUUGGAUCGUUAGUAAACUGAGACCAUAAUAUACAAAGGAUACAAAGGAAAUCGUCUCUGAAUAUCGCUACAAAGACUCUUUCGAGAGAAUGAAUUAGAGAUAAAAUUAAAACUACGCUAAUUAACAUAUUUCUGCAAUCUGAGAAAAAUUACGUUAGUAGGAAUAAUUGAAGCCUAACAAAUAUUCAUCUCUACGUUAUUAAAACAAAGUAAUGUAUAAAGAAUUGUUUUCCAAUUUUUUUUUGACAAAAUUGAUGAGAAGAAUGCAUUUGGAACAAAUUCUUGAUCAUGAUAAAUAUGCAUUAUGCAUUAAUAAGGUAAAUACUCGAUAUUAUAUAUAAUAUUGAUCAAAAUUUAACGUCUUUUCCUUGCAUUAGAAUAAAAAGUUAGUGCAAUAGUUUUGACUGCAUUGAAAAAUUAGUCAGUCUGUAUUCUAUAAUAUUCCACAAAUAUACUUAAUACUAAAAAAAAUGUAUAGCUAAGCGAUGUUAAUUGCUCAUUUUAUCUGCAUUUAUGAUAUAUAUUUAUAACAACGUUUUUAAAUAUUUUUAUAAAUUUUAUUUAAAUAAAGUGCAGUUUUUUAUUGUACAGAUUUAAAAUAAACUUUGCAAUAUUAAUAAUCGAUAAAUCGAUAUUAUAAAAAUGUUUGAAUGUAUUAAGAAUGUCAGUGUGUAUAAUGCUGAAAAAAUGUUUCCUUUUUUUGUUUUUUAACUUUUAACAGUGCAUAAUUAAAAAUAAAAUUUUUUCUUAAAUGUAUUGUAUUAAUAAUCAAGUAUUACUUUUUUUAUACAUAUUAUAUUUUAAAAUAAUUUUCUUUCUUUUAACAUUUAUGUUAUAUAUAUAUAUAUAUAUAUAUAUAUAUAUAUAUAUAUAUAUAUAUGUGAUAUCGGAAAAAUCGUGAUAAAAGAAGAAACAAAAAAAAUUCUUUAUGCAAAUGCAAGUUGAACAUGUAGAAUAAAAUGUUUUUAUACAAACUUUGCUUUCGAAAAAACACAAUUUUCGAUGCAUCCUUUAUACAUAUAAUUAUGUCAAAUUUUUGGUGCGUUUUACAUAAAUAUCUACAUAUUUGAAAAAUAUGAUGUUUACCAUCGCCACCUCUAUCAACACAAUUUUAUUUAUUUAAUAUAAAAUAAACCAACAUUAAUUUUUCUGGUAA